AUGUCCACAGAAUGUUGCGUAGGAUCCGGUCAUACGCUUACUCUAGGUCUAAAAAACACAUGGGCCGGCUGGGUGUACUCUCACAAUCUGGCGCAGGGCAAAUGGCGCUCUGGACUCCUGAACCUCAGUGGAUGGAAGCUGUUCUACUCAGGCGUCCAAAUCACGACUCGCGCUGAGGCCGGUGUUGACGUUCCGGUAGAACCCAACCUUGCCGAUAGAAUAAUCGAUCGGAAACCUAUCAGCGGAAAGCUCUAUGCGCCCAAUUUCGAAGGAGGAUAUGAGACCUUCGGUGAGGAAGUGCGUUGUGCUCUGCCCGAAGUGCCGAAUGCAGAGUCCCUCAUACUGAUGGGCGAUUUUAAUCCGCGGAGUAGACGUUGA
Messenger RNA from Soboliphyme baturini, 378 nucleotides. Lineage: Eukaryota; Metazoa; Nematoda; Enoplea; Dioctophymatida; Soboliphymatidae. The record is from the annotation of a GenBank genome assembly.